AUGCAGCCAGCAAUGAUGAUGUUCUCCAGUAAAUACUGGGCAAGAAGGGGCCUGUCUCUGGAUUCCGCUGUGCCCCUGGAACACCCUCUACAUGGCAACGUAACUCUAAACAGAACCAGUUCUGGUAAAAACGAUGAUAAAAAGGACAAUAAAGGUGCAAGCAAGAAUGAAUCAACAUCAGAAGGAGGAAAGACCGCUGUGGUGUUUUCUUUGAAAAAUGAAGUUGGUGGCUUGGUGAAAGCUCUCAGACUUUUCCAGGAGAAGCAUGUGAGUAUGGUUCAUAUUGAAUCAAGAAAAUCCAAGAGAAGGAGUUCAGAGGUAGAAAUUUUUGUGGACUGUGACUGUAGCAAGAAAGAAUUCAAUGAGCUCAUUCAGUUGUUAAAGUAUGAAACGAACAUUGUAACUCUGAAUCCACCGGAAAACAUCUGGACCGAUGAGGAAGAGCUUGACUGUGUUCCUUGGUUCCCCAGGAAGAUUGCUGAAUUAGACAAAUGUUCCCAAAGAGUUCUAAUGUACGGCUCUGAACUGGAUGCAGAUCACCCUGGAUUUAAGGACAAUGUGUAUCGGCAGAGAAGGAAAUAUUUUGUCGACGUUGCCAUGAAUUAUAAAUAUGGCCAGCCAAUCCCUAGAGUGGACUAUACACCUGAAGAAAUAAAAACUUGGGGAGUGGUGUUCAGGGAGCUGACCAAACUGUAUCCUACUCACGCCUGUCGAGAGUAUUUGAAGAACUUCCCUUUGUUGACCAAGCAUUGUGGCUACCGAGAGGAUAAUGUCCCUCAGCUGGAGGAUGUUUCUAUGUUUCUUAAAGAAAGGUCUGGAUUCACAGUCAGACCAGUUGCUGGAUAUUUGUCGCCUCGUGAUUUCUUAGCUGGCCUUGCCUAUCGAGUUUUCCACUGUACUCAGUACAUACGCCAUGGCUCUGAUCCUCUCUACACUCCAGAACCGGAUACAUGCCAUGAACUUCUGGGGCACGUGCCUUUGCUCGCUGACCCUAAAUUUGCCCAGUUUUCCCAAGAGAUUGGACUGGCCUCCCUGGGAUCUUCUGAUGAGGAUGUCCAAAAACUUGCAACUUGCUAUUUUUUCACUAUUGAAUUUGGCCUUUGUAAGCAAGACGGGCAACUCCGGGCUUACGGAGCAGGGCUUCUAUCUUCCAUUGGAGAACUCAAGCACGCUCUGUCUGAUAAAGCCAGUGUGAAAACAUUUGAUCCAAAGACAACCUGCUUGCAAGAAUGCCUUAUCACGACUUUCCAGGAAGCUUACUUUGUCUCUGAAAGUUUUGAAGAAGCCAAAGACAAAAUGAGGGACUUUGCAAAAUCAAUCAACCGUCCCUUUUCAGUAUAUUUCAACCCAUACACCCAAAGCAUUGAAAUUCUGAAAGACACCAGAAGUAUUGAAAACGUUGUCCAGGAUCUUCGGAGUGACCUGAACACAGUGUGUGACGCUUUAAGCAAAAUGAACAGAUACUUGGGGAUAUGAGUUAUCCAGUGUUGUGGGAUUUGGAGUGUAGCUACCUUAACACCAUUAUGCGAUGCGAUGUCUGUUCCUUCUCUGUUGCAUGACCGUUACACUUCCUUAGUGUGUGAUAUUAUCCGACUGUCGCUUCAGAUACGCCAGUGCUAACACGCAGAUCCGCAAGGAAGUGGAACAUGUAUCCUUUGCUUAUUUGUUUCAAUGUUUAGCUUGCCACGCAGCUUUUAAAAAGCUCCCAGGGCAGCUUACAAGCACAUAAAAUGAAUACACUUCAAUAAAAAGCAAAUACGUCAAUAAAAAUGCACAUAUUAAAGACAAAAAAAGCAUCCAUCAUCAUCAUCAUCAAGCAAUAGCAGCUGUAAGCAAAAUUACAAUAAGAACUGCAUUUUUAAAAAAGUUUAUGUUCUCUGAUACUAAAUGGUUCUCACUAGCCUAGCAGACAGAUCUGAUGACUUCAGUUGAGGGGAUUGUACCAUAAAUGUGACACCACAACAAAAAAGGCACUGUCCCUUGUACCAGCCACCUUGAUCUCAGGCAAUGCUGGCCCAAGCAUGCCUCAAAAUGGCACUCCGCUUCCCACCAGCGAGGAAGGGACGAGUGAAGAUCAGGAACAGGGGGCAAAGGAGAGAAAGAUUGACACUGGGAUCUGCUGCCUUUGUGGAUCUGCCGCCAGAGAUGAUCACCUCCCCUAGCCUCAUGGGUGGGCCGGCCCUGUACUUAAAGCAGGGCCAGAAUGGGGAAGUUCAUGCAGAGAGUACCUGGGAAUCAACCUAUUUAAAGAUCUAAAAGUUUAGUCCAACACUUUAAAUUGUGUCCUGAAACAAACUGGGAGUUAGUGUGAUUCUUUCCACAUAGGCAUAAUGUGCCACCGAGUGAUCCAAAACCUUGACAAGGAGAAGCACGGUGGGGGACAUUGGCAGAUGCACUACAGCACCCAGCGCUCUGCCACCUUCUGAACCAGUUGAUGUUUCUGGAAAGUUCUUAAAGGUAGCGCCAUGCACAGUACAUUACAACAGUUCCAGUUUUGAGGUUAUCAAGGAAUCCAUGGCCACGUCACUCUCCUCUAGAACAGGUUGCACAGAUGAAGCUGCUGAAAGGAACUUGGGUCUCUGGGAGCACAAUAAGGUCCAGGAGACUGUCUAAGAAUAUACUUCCUUGAUAUAAGCCUGCAAAGCCCUGAUAUAGCCAGAAGUUCAGACGUGUUUAUGAGCUGGUUUGCACGCGUUCGCUCAUUCAUCACUUUGCUACCUCAGCUUUGAGUGUUGAUUUGCAUGUCUGACCCAAAUGAACACCUCAUCAUGAGCUCAACCACAAUGCUUUACAGUGCAGCCCUCACUUUCAGCCAUGGGUCAUUGAGUGUUGAGUAAUAAAGUGAUGUACAGAGAU
Molecule: messenger RNA, 2856 nt
Organism: Podarcis muralis (Common wall lizard)
Lineage: Eukaryota; Metazoa; Chordata; Lepidosauria; Squamata; Lacertidae
Gene: TPH2
Product: tryptophan hydroxylase 2
Biological process (GO): serotonin biosynthetic process; aromatic amino acid metabolic process
Cellular component (GO): neuron projection
Molecular function (GO): tryptophan 5-monooxygenase activity; iron ion binding
Source: RefSeq, a predicted model, not a curated record